This is a messenger RNA of Pogona vitticeps (central bearded dragon), 1626 nucleotides long. The record is from RefSeq and is a predicted model, not a curated record. NCBI's taxonomy places the organism in Eukaryota, Metazoa, Chordata, Lepidosauria, Squamata, Agamidae.
AAUAACCAUUUAUCAUAUAUUUGUUUAUAGGGUUUCUUUUUGACAGUGUCACCAGAAUCUAUAUUGAAAGUGGCCUCUCAGGCUUCUGCAAACAACAAGAUCUUUGCCUUGAAUCUUUCUGCACCAUUUAUUAGCCAAUUCUACAAGGAACCAAUGAUGAAAGUUUUCCCUUAUGUUGACAUCCUUUUUGGAAAUGAGAUGGAAGCUGCCACUUUUGCUAGAGAGCAAGGCUUUGAGACUGAGGAUAUUAAAGAGAUAGCCCGGAAGGCACAAGCCUUGCCAAAAGUAAACCUUAAAAGACAGCGGAUUGUCGUGUUCACCCAAGGGAAAGAUGAUACUGUUAUGGCCACAGAUACUGAAGUACGAUCUUUCCCAGUCUUAAUUAGCGACCAGAGUGAGAUUGUUGACACCAAUGGAGCUGGAGAUGCAUUUGUGGGAGGUUUCCUGUCUCAGCUCGUCUAUGACCGGCCACUGACAGAGUGCAUCCGUGCUGGGCACUAUGCUGCUAGUGUGAUCAUAAAGCGUUCUGGCUGCACCUUCCCAGAGAAACCUGACUUCCACUGAUGCUGGGUGAGCCAAGGAAUCACGAGGAGACACUGCCCACCCUUUCCUUCCUGUCACUCUCCCCCAGUUGCCCUGCACUGAGACUUCUGUACUUCUGUUCACUUGUACCUAUCACACAUUUCUCUUGUGAUGCCCUUUUCCUGUUUCCAGCCAACAGUGUCUUGCAUGUCUUGAAUUAGAGGCUGCCGGGCCUGAUUCUGCUUGGCACUCUCUAUCUUUACUACCGUUUCUAGGAGCAGCACUAUAUGAAAACACCCACAAAUGUUUAGCUAUAGUGUAACACUUCUAGUGUAUUCCUCUGAUAUAUGCAGAACUGGCUGAUGUUGCUCACCUCAGUCAAGUAAGAAAUCAUCAACAAGUUCAGUUGUUGAUAGACUGAAUUAAUUAUACUGCACUGGUAUAUAUAGGAAAAAUAUACUGUCUUUGCUCCCAUGCAUGCUACAUUCACAGAUGUCCCAGACUCCAACCCCCAUCAUCCCCAGUCUACAUGAUAAUUGAGCUGUUGGAGAUAACAGAAGCUUUAGUCCCAACAGAUUGGAUGUGCUCCAUCUUUGGGAAAGCUGCUUUAGGUUAUUUUGAAGUGUGCUCCUAAUUGAGGGUGGGACCCUAUUUCUAAUUGUAUAUUGGAUUAAUACUUGGGGCCUUUCAGGCAGGAUCAGGUUAAUUUUAUGAUGUAAACAAAGCCCAUAUGAUGAUUCUCUCAAGUUGUGAAUUUAAGGUUACAUCUCAAAAGUGUAUGUGUACGUGUGUGUAUGUAUGUAUUUAUGUAUAUGUAUGCAUAUAAGUAUUAUACAAACGCACAUAUAUACAUAUAUAUCUACAUAUAUAGAAACAUUGGUGUGAAAAUGAAGUACAGAAAUAUUCAUGCAGGCUGUCUCAUCAAGAUUUGCCAAAAUAAAAUCUUUUAUUUCAACGCACAGUUUUAAGAAGAUAAUGUACUUCAAAUAAAUAAAACAUUUUCUUUAUUUGUACUACAGUAUUCAAGAGUGACAUUCUGAUGAUGUCAUUCAUUACUUUACUAUGUAAUUUGAUACUGAUAAAUAAAGCAAUUGUGAUACAGGA